AUGUAUCUGAUAUUCGCUGUCUCGUUUGCUGGUCAAGUGAUUGGAUACUCUCAUGGCCACAUCGAUCACCUCAACUCAUGGAUUUUUUUCCUUGGGAGGUCUCAUCAAAAUGCUGAGACUGCAACCGAACAGUGGACUGCAGUUUUGAAAGAUGCACUGAAACGCUUCCCCGCUAGUCCGCCAGAUGUCGGGAGAUGCGAGAAAGGAGGAGAGACGCACGCGGCCCUGGCGACUCGGGCCAAGAGUUUCUCCAUGUCUUCCCUGGAGAAGCCGAGCAACUCUUCGUCGGGCAGGAAUCUCCCGUCCGCUUCCGUCAACAGUAUCGCCAGCUGUGAACGAAAAGCGUACCCACCCACCCGAGAGGAACCUUUCGCCCCUCUUCGGAUCUUUUCUCCCCGGAGCGACCCGAUCCCGCAUCCUCUCGGCGCGAAGGAACGCGGAAGACUCACGGCACAGAAGAGAAGGAAGGCGAAGGAAGAGAAGGCGAGCGGCUUCAUCGCGUUGGAGGCUGUCGGUCGGAGGAAGGAGGAAAGAAGGACGACACGAAAUCCUCCGGGUGAAUUCCGACUCGAUUCUGAGGGUUUCACUCGUUUUGAAAUGCAUUUUAUUCGAAACGUCCAUAAGACCAAAGGUCGAGUCUCAAGGAUGCCGAAUCCCGAGGGAAAGCGAUUUCCCCCUUUUUCGUUGCCAAGAGAUUCCGCCCGGGCCUCUCUCCGUCUCUCAGGCUUACCGAUUGCUCCCUCGAGGAGCUCCGAAGAAAUACGAGAGCCGGGGUUUCCAGAAGGUCCGACUGCCUCGUUGCUUUCGUGCUCUAAGACAGUCGUUUCGAAAAAUGGGGAUUCCGUGAAACUCCUUGGCCCCGAGGAGCUGCGUGAAACUAGGCCAUUUGAUGAAAAUCUGCUGAAAAUUCCAAGCCGCUUCCCAUCCGUUCACCCCCAGAGCGGAGUGACGAAUGACCCCUUCAGUGGAUGGCAGGGGGUGAGGAAACGGCCCGACGUGACGUCAUGGCCUUCUUCCCCCAAUAAGGAGGCUGGAGAUGAGCGGCCAAUUGUGGAGUUGAUGCUGGGGAUGGUGUGGCUCGGCUGGGCCUAUCCAGCGGAUCAGGAGGAUGAAGGAGACUUUCUCGUCAGACCGAGAAGGUCGUUUUUCCGCUUCCGGGAGGCGAUGAGCCCGGAUGCGGAUGCGGAUGCGGAUCCGGACGCGUUUCCGGACCCCUUGCCAAGCAAGGGCUGGCUCUUCGGCUAUCAGAAGAACAAGAAAUACUGGAAUGCCAAGAAUUUUGGCGCCUUCGGAUAAAACGCUCCUAUGACCCAAAUGACCUAUAUUCCCUUUUUUUGGCUUCAACCGUGUCUUCCUCUCCGUGAUAUGAUGUCUAUUCAUUGAUUUACAUCUGCUUAGUCACUCAUCGCGCACAGAGAUAAAAAUAAUAUAAAUAAAACUUUAUUUUCAUUUGCAAUCUGAUCGUCCUUCCUUCUCAUUCUCACGGGGAAACUUAUUCCGACGCAC
This is a messenger RNA of Darwinula stevensoni, 1506 nucleotides long. Lineage: Eukaryota; Metazoa; Arthropoda; Ostracoda; Podocopida; Darwinulidae. The record is from the annotation of a GenBank genome assembly.